AUGACUUUGACUCCCCACAGGGGGAGAAUGGUAUUUCAAGCAACGUGCAGGCAUACCAUAGGAGGACAAGUCCUCUUCCUGAACACUUUCUCUUUUCAUUAACUCCUCCUCCUUCUUCGUCUUCAUCUCUGAUGGAAUGCUCUCAUUCGCCCCUCUCAUCCUCCACUUCCAACGCAUCAUCAAUUACCCGGAGCCCCUCUUACUCCUCACUCCCUCUAUUCUUACUAUGAACACCCUGAACACUUCGUCUCCUACUGAAGCGGCACAACAACCAACGCAUCAGGCAGUCGCCUCAGUUGCCGCCACAAGCUUGCCGGAGAUCGCCUCGCUUAUCGCCCUCACCUUCAGCAAGGAGGACAUCGCCGCCUGUGCCCUUGUCUGUCGAGCCUGGUCCUCGGUCUACACUCCUCUACUCUGGAAGGACAUCCGCGCUCGCAUCCCCAACCCUCUCAACGCCUCUCUCCUCCCCACCCUCCUCGCUACCCACGGCGCCUUCAUCCGCACUUUAUCCAUCAACGAUGCUCCCGAACACUUUCUUUCCAGAGCAGACCCGUCUACGGACCUCGUUUUUGACUGUGCAACCAUCGAGAAUGUCGUCCACCUGACCAUCUCGACCGAGAACGACAAGAAGAAGGCUUUCAGGAACAUUAUCCAUCGAAACCGACAUACUCUGCGCUUCCUGUGGUUGACAUUUCAUGUGGAAAAGCCGAAGCAGGCCCCGGACUGGUGCGGCGAGCCGCUAUUCGAUUUCCCGGGGAUCAAUGGUGCACCUUGUCUGCAGUCGCUAUAUUUGGAGCGUUGGAGGAUGACACGGCGGGAGCUGAUCUUAAUUUUGAAAGCAUGUCCAGUCCUGAAGCUGCUCUCCUUCUCGGACAUCUAUAUCGUCCGUGACGACAACAACAUCAACUGCUGCAGCAGCAGCGGCAGUUCACAAGAGCCCACAGGAUCCAAUGUCCUUGAUAUCGAACCGUUCCAACACCUGGCGCUGGUAAAUCUCCGGAUGUGCUCAAAGCUAUACCCGAUCCUCGACCUGAUCCCGAAUGUCAAAACCAUUGAAUUCUACCGUUUCGACCGCUCCAUCGACCCUCUUGAACUUAAGCUUUUCUGCGAAUCCAUCCGGGCCUACUGCCCAAAGCUCCAACAGGUCUGGGCCUUUGGGUUCGAAUGCUCGAUGCUCCCCGCAAUCGUCGAUUCCAUUGAGCAACUGGUAACUUUUCGUGGCUCGAGUAAUAUGGCAACCGUGCUCUCGAUUCUCGAUCAUGCCAACACGCUCGAGGAGGCCAACCUGUCGGAUUACACAGAACAGACAUUCUUGCCACUCAGGUUCCUAGAGACCUGUCCACGGCUGAAACAGUUCAUGACGGGACAUUCAUCAACAACAAUAGCGGAAGUCAGAGGAUCUCUGCAAAAGGGAUGGGCGUGUCGGGAUUUACGGGAGUUGAGGCUAAGCAUCUAUAAACUGUCGCCGGCAUUGAUUGGCGCGAUCAUGCAGGAUCUGGGAGCAGAGAAGGAGACGGCGUCAAGGGUUCGGAACACAAGGGGUGCGGCAUGGGCGGUGCAGCAGGCGCAGCAGGAGGAUCAACUACAGGUGGCCAUGAGUGUGUUGACACUGGAGCAGCAGGAGUUCAGGAGACUGUUUGCAGACUUUUUGGUAGGGUUCGGGCAUCUCAAGAGAUUGAACUUUGGAACUGGAUGGCACUCUAUCAACAGGACGCACCGCAGUUGAGAAUGCUGUACUGUGUAAAUAAGCCCCUUGUCAAAAGCAUGGCGGUUGAUGAGCCUUGGGGGGAGGGAACGAAGUAUAUACGAGGUUUAUCUGGCUUUCAGUUAGUCGUGUCAAUAUUAAGCACAGCAGAAAAUAGAAACCUAGAGGAAGAGCCCAAGAUGACCCCAUUGAUCACAUUGCUCGCACCAAAUCCGAAUCUGCACAAGUCCUUUCAUGGACUCGACUACAACCCCGCCAAGACCCUCAUGCCUUCAAGGCCCUGGACGCCUAGCGCCGUGCUGCACCAAGGGUUUAAGGCCUCUGUUGAGCU
Molecule: messenger RNA, 2036 nt
Organism: Gamsiella multidivaricata
Lineage: Eukaryota; Fungi; Mortierellomycota; Mortierellomycetes; Mortierellales; Mortierellaceae
Exons: 1
Coding region: 137-1726 (529 amino acids)
Molecular function (GO): protein binding
Source: RefSeq, a predicted model, not a curated record